AGACCCUCUUUAUUUUCUCGGUCAAAGUACCAGUUAAACGUACAAGUCAAAACUCACCUGAAAACUGAACUAUCAAGUAUCAGAAAAUUAGGAAUAUAUAGAGCAAACAGCAGGUACGUCGAACGCUUCGCUGAGUUCAACUUGUAGCAUCACUAGAUGAUUUCAACAUGGCUGCUGGCCAUUUGAUUCCUUAAAACUGCUUUUUGAAAACCAAGCAGCCGGUGAACUUCGACCAAAAACAUUUCAAAUCUAUGUCAUUCGUUUUGUGUUAUCUCGUUAAAAGAUGGCGGCGAAUGAGCGAGGUAUCGAGUCAGGGCUUACCAAGUUCCUCAACGCCAUGUAUCGAUGUUUUCGAAUCAUUUCCAAAUUUCUAAUUUGUUGUCAAUUUUGUGAGUGUAAAUGCAAAACAAAACGAAGAAAAAAUGGAAAUUCGACUCAGAAAGGCAAAACUGCAGGCGCUACAACGGAAGAUCGCUGUACAAUGUGUUCUACGGACUCACAAGAUAGUUUUACUUUCCCAAAACGCUAUAUUUUAGCCAUAAUGACCUUUCUAGGUUUUAUGAAUAUGUAUGCAUUGAGAGUUAACCUGAAUGUAGCAUUAGGAGCAAUGGUCAAUAAUCACACGGUACAAGUCGGAGGAAUGACUUUCUUAAGGACUGCAGAAUUCAAUUGGGAUUCGAAGUUGCAAGGGAUAGUUUUAGGGUCAUUCUAUUACGGUUAUGCAUUUCUACAAAUCCCUGGUGCAUGGCUGGCUCUUCGAUAUGGUGGUACUCGAGUAUUUGGCUACGCUAUAUUCAUGGCAUCGAUGUUUACUUUGCUGACUCCAAUAGCAACUCGCGCUAGUGUUUAUGGUCUCAUAGGGGUACGAGCCGCGGAGGGCCUGGUAUUGGGAGCAGUGUUUCCAUGUAACCAUGCUAUCUGGAGCAAAUGGGCACCUCCUUUAGAAAGAACAACGUUAGUAACUCUGGCAAUAUCAGGUUGUCAUGUUGGAACUAUCAUCACCAUGCCACUCACUGGUUUACUGACAAGAUAUGGCUUCGAUGGUGGAUGGGCAUCGGUCUUCUACUGCUUUGGUGCUGCUGGGAUACUUUGGUUCGCAGCCUGGCAGCUUGUCGUGCACGAGUCACCCGAGGACCACCCGACCAUUUCAGAACAAGAGAAGCAACUUAUCUUGAAAGAAACAGAAUCUAUAAAUAACCCAGAUCCAGUUCCUUGGAAAGCGCUUCUGACGUCAGUUCCUGUGUGGGCUAUUAUGGCCGGGAAUUUAGCAGCAGACUGGGGCCUAUAUACGAUACUUAUCUCAUUACCAAUGUACCUGAUCGAUAUCUUGCAUACAGACAUCCAAACUAUGGGUUUUCUGGCUGCUGCGCCAUUUUUAGUCAAGUCUUUGUCUGGUCCAUUUGGUGGUAUUACCGCUGACCUAUUAAGAAGACGAUGGCUUUCAACACGAUCCGUUAGACGUCUUUAUUAUUCCGUUGGAGCCAUUUUUGCCGGUACAUUCAUAGUUGCAGCCGGUUAUGCAACAAAAGCAACAGUUGCUAUAGCAUUGAUGUGUGUGGGAGUAGCUUCCUCUGGACUAUUGCAUUCUGGGUACAACGUGAACAUGUUGGACGUGGCGCCUACCUAUGCGUGUAUCAUCAUGGGAAUGUGUAAUACUCUAGGGACAACAGCUGGCUUUCUGAGCCCCAUGUUAGUAGGGUAUAUCACUGCUGAGAAG
Actinia tenebrosa (Australian red waratah sea anemone) is the source of this 1717-nucleotide messenger RNA. RefSeq names its product putative transporter slc-17.2. Gene Ontology annotation, molecular function: transmembrane transporter activity. Gene Ontology annotation, biological process: transmembrane transport; monoatomic anion transport. Gene Ontology annotation, cellular component: membrane. The record is from RefSeq and is a predicted model, not a curated record. Lineage: Eukaryota; Metazoa; Cnidaria; Anthozoa; Actiniaria; Actiniidae.